Molecule: messenger RNA, 4674 nt
Organism: Heterostelium album PN500
Lineage: Eukaryota; Evosea; Eumycetozoa; Acytosteliales; Acytosteliaceae
Product: HAT repeat-containing protein
Exons: 7
Coding region: 1-4674 (1557 amino acids)
Biological process (GO): RNA processing
Molecular function (GO): protein binding
Source: RefSeq, a predicted model, not a curated record
AUGUCUGUACACUCAAAGAAGUAUUCAAGUACAUCAGGUGAUUCCACAGGAUCACUUGGUAAGAUUUUGAAUUUUUCAAAGUCAAUAGAAAAGGGUGCUUUCGGAGUAUUAUAUACAAUGACAAAAGGAAAUACAUUCCCACGUAUUUUAACAAUUAUAAGUCUUAUUAUUGAAUUCAUUCAAUUAGUAUCGUUUGGUUUCAAAAAGUUCUUUCCAUGGGGUGGCGAUGUAGGACAGUAUGUAUUUUAUCGUGGAAAGAUUGCAAACCUGUGGUUCAUCAGAUCGAUUCGUUGGUUCGUGUCGUUCUCGGUCGCAGUGCUUUAUAUUCCUAUUAUCUCAUUGUUUUUGAUGGGUUUGGAUUGUAAGUCUGGCGAGUUGGAUCGUUUCUCUGGUGUACUUUGCUAUGGCAAUCAGAAUAUAUCGAUUACCAUCUUCUCGAUCAUCUAUAUUAUACUGUUCACAUUGGUGGCAUUCAGCAGUUCUGUUACCUACUAUGAGUUUGAUAGUAAUAUUAAAGAUAGAUUCUCAAAGUCACAUGCUCGUUUUGAUAUUACAGUACUUUUGGUAAAGACUAUUUUUGCAUUCUUUUAUGAACUUCUGACAGAUUAUCCAUGGUUAUUGGCAAUUGUUUAUUUCAUUGGUAUGAUAUGGUGUGUCGGUGGUUCAAUUGUAUUUAUGCCAUAUUCAAAUCAAAGAUUGAAUCAUAUUAAAUCUGGAUUCUAUUCUUCUGUAUUAUGGAUAAGUUUAUGUACAAUCAUUACCUUAAUAGUCAAUGAUAAAACAUCUCCUGCAACAUGUUAUCUUGUUAUUGUUGGUGUGAUUCCUGCAUUUUUUGCUGGUUAUUUUGGUUGCAGAAUGUUUUAUUUAUAUAUAACAUCACAAGUAAAAAAUUUAAUGUAUAAGGAAGGUUCACCAAAUCAAUCUGAUAGAUCAUUGGGAAAUAUUAAUAAUGCUAGUGCAGCCACUGGAAACAAUAGAGUUGUCAAAUUCGAAGAGCACCAAUUGGGUUCAAGACACCAAAUUAAAUUCCCAUUCUUUGAGAAGAAGAUUACGUUUGCAUUCUUUGUUGAGAUUAUGGCUCGUCACAUUUUGAGAAAGCAAGAUCAAGAAUCGAUUGACCGUGCCAACUACCUCUUCCAAGCCGGACUUCAAUACUACCCGGAUUCUUCUUUGGUCUGGAUGGCAUAUGCCAACUUUUUGUUCAGUGUAAGAAAGGAUCGUCACAUCGGAUAUGCAGCUCUCGAGAAACUCAGACGUAUGAAUCCACCGUUCGACAUUAGAUUCUUUAUUUUCCGUCACGACAAGGAACGUGAGCAACUGAUGGAUUCCGAGCUGAGAGGACCGGAGUCUGGAAAAAUCCAAGACUUUGUUUCGUACAUGGAAUUCAAGAAGCUUUAUAUGGGUGCCAGAAAAUAUCACUAUGCAUGCCUGAAUUAUGUUCGUCGUUUCUGGCGUCAUCUUCUCCACGAAACCGUUGACCUACAACGACUGAGCCAACUCUCUGGAAAGAUCGCCGACACCGAAACCAAAGCCACCGACCAAUAUGAAAGACUAUUGAGUUUAAAUCCAUCUUCUGUUAGAGUUAUCAGAGACUAUGCCCAGUUUAUUGAGGAGAUUGUCAAGGAUAAGGAUCGUGCUGUACGUCUCAGAAGAAAAGCCGAUCAAAUAGAAGACAAGAUGAGUAAGAGCAUCUCAACGGAGCAUAUCAAAGUGUUGUCAAUCGAUCAUGAAGAGGAUGACGAUGACGUUAACCAUGUACCCAUUCUCGAUGCCGAUGGAAUACCAAUGGAGCGUUUGGACAUUGAUGAUCCAAUGGCAAGCGCAUCGAAGGAGGAGUCGUCACACCACUCGGAAACAAACUCCUCAGAGUCCAGCAGAAAGGGUCAUAGAUACGAAGCAUUCCAACAGUCAAAUUCCAUUAACAAACUCUCUUGGCUCAUGAUUGGUACAACAGUGCUAUGUAUUAUAUUUACUAUUAUCUGUUUGGUAGUUCUCAGAAAUCAAAUGGUCAACCAACGUAAUUCAUUUGGUGAUAUUCUCUCACUUGGAGAAGCUGCCAUCGAAUCCAAUAACAUUGCAUCCAAUUUUAACAAUAUGCAACAAUAUGCUAUCACUUAUGUAAUCCAAAAGAACAUGGAGGAUAACAAUGGAACAGGUGGCUGGACCGGAGGAUCGACUGGACGUCCAACAACUGGAACUGGAUCACAAACCACUGGAACUGGAUCUCCAACAACCGGAACUGGAUCACCGACCACUGGAACUGGAUCGCCAACAACUGGAACUGGAUCACCAACAACUGGAACUGGAUCACCGACCACUGGAACCGGUUCUUCAACCACUGGCACAUCAACAACUGGAUCCGCAACAACUGAUCAAACUACUACUACCACUACUACAUCUACCACGGAUCCGACAACUACCACUACUACAUCAACUACAGAUCCUACUUUAACCGCUGGUAAUAUUCUCUUUGAAUCUUUAUUGGCAACUUCAAACUCGACUACAGGAACUGGAUCACCGACAACUGGAUCGGCGACAACUGGCUCAGGUAGUACAACUGGUAGACCAGGUGGUAAUGGAGGUGGUGGAGGUGGUGGAGGUGGUGGAAGAGGUCGAUGGAAUGGACCUGGAGGUUUCGGUGGUCUUAAUAUCACUUCUGCCCAAGCACUUGCCAAUUUCACAAUGUUGGUUCAGAGCACUCAGAGAUCAUUGAACAUAUUGGAGAAUAUCCAUCGUGCAGUCUAUUGGGGUGAAACAUCCACAAGCGCAUAUGUAUCCGACAAGAUGGCUCAAAUCAAACGUGAAAGUGGCCUUUCCAACAUCUAUGAUAUUGGUGAUGUUCUAUUUACUUUUGGUCAAUUCAACAAGACCAGACCUGCCAACGACGACAUCCUAGCAGAUCUCUACGAAGAACCAUCCGUUGUUCUUUCCUUAUUUUUAUCAAUUGGAAAUAACAAUCAGCAAUUCCAACCUGGAAAUUGGGGUAAUAGAAAUAAUUCCUGGAAUGGCGGUAAUGGUGGUAAUGGUACUACUGGUGGUGGUAAUGGUGGUAGAAACAAUACCGAAGGUUAUUUAUCAUGGAAGAAUUCAACUACCAGUCAAAUCUACAAUUCCUGGAAAGGUGGAAAUCUUUUUGUUGACAAUGGACGUGCUAUGUUGGGUGCCGAGGGAAACAUUACAUUGUUUGGUUAUACCGCCUAUUACAAUCCUUACUUUAGAUUCGUUUCCGACAAUGGACCAAAAGGUAUCUCGCAAAUGUUCUUUGACCUACAAGAAGCCUAUAUUGUCACCAUGCAAAACAAAGCAGAUAAUCUAUCGCUGGACAUUAUUUAUUUCUGGUUGGCCAUAUUUGUAUUGCUCAUUCUCAUUGGUGUGCUAUUCUUCCGACCGAUCGUAUCGAGAAUCUCGCGAGAGAAAAUCCGUACACUCAUUCUCUUUUCACUGGCACCAAGAGAUCUCGUUUUGAAAAUGUCAAAACAAAAGAUUAAAAUGUUAAAUUUGGACAGUGGAAGCGAUAGAGAUUUAAUGUUUGAUACCGAUGAAGAGACUGCCAUCAUCAAUAAUACACUACGCAAUGAAGAUAAUAACAACAACAACAAUAACAAUAAUAAUAAUGAAAAUGAUGAAGACGUACAAACAACAUCGUCAAGUUCACCAAGAAAAGGUGAUUCCAUUGAAAUUUCAAAGCACUCCAUUCUUUUGGCAACCGGUAGAAAAGAUUCCAUCGCCACAUCCAAAGAUGAUAUCAAACCAUUGAUUCAUCAAUCGACAGGUAAUCUAAAGAAGUCUAACCUUUCCAAAGAGUAUAUCGCUCCCGAACCAAAAGAACAACGUGACACCGAGAUUGAUGUAGCCGCAACAUGGGAUGGUCAAAACAAGCGGAAUAUCAAUAAGAAAACAAUUAGAUCAGUGUUAAAGAGACUGCAUAUAUCCUAUGCAGUAGCUCUAUUCUUAUUGUUUGGAUUCAUCACCAUGGGAUUGUUUAUUUCCUUCGAUAGAAUCUUUGUGGACUAUGACUCUGGAAGUUUUGUUGCCAGAAAUUCAAAGCGUGCGGUCGAUGCCCGUAUUUUGAAUUCUUUGGUCACCAGAAUUCUAUCGCCAAGAUUGAUGAAUGACGGUACUGGCGAAUGGAUGGCAAAUGUCACUGAGGAAUUCCAAUUCAAUCACCAGUCACUCCCAGAUAUUCCAGCGACCCGAUCGCUCAUGGACGGUGCCGAAGAUGAUAGCUACACCUGUUGGAUGGUCAAUACCAGUCAGUGUCGUCCAGCUACCGAUCCUUACUACUCAGAGGUUGUGCGUGGACUGGACUGGAUCGUCGAUACAUUCAUUAUGCAUUCACUCUCGCUGCAGAACACUCAGGCCAACCAGAUACAGUCGAACAACACCGACAUUAUUUGGCUCAACGAGAUCGGAAAGAAAGAGUUGCUCGAUGGACUGGACAGGGCGUCGUUCCUCUACUUCCAAUACUGGCAAGAUAUCCAGCAAACUGCAAUCAAUGUAAUUACCGCUGUGAUGGCAGUGACCGCUGUCAUUCUCCUAUUGAUCUAUCUCUUUGUGUUCAGACCAUUCAUAAACAGACUACGUGUCCAGCAUAUUCAUACGAUGGCUAUGCUAAGACUGGCACCCGAAGCCAUUCAAAACAUGGAAAUCAGUGAUAAAAUUAUUGAUGAGUAG